Molecule: messenger RNA, 2004 nt
Organism: Anopheles cruzii
Lineage: Eukaryota; Metazoa; Arthropoda; Insecta; Diptera; Culicidae
Product: nose resistant to fluoxetine protein 6-like
Exons: 11
Coding region: 1-2004 (667 amino acids)
Molecular function (GO): acyltransferase activity, transferring groups other than amino-acyl groups
Source: RefSeq, a predicted model, not a curated record
AUGCCGAAGCUCUGGAUGAUGGACGACUACGACGAGUGCCUCGAGCGGCCUGCUCCGGAGGAGCCCGACGGGGUGUACUGUACCGCGACGGUCGUCCUCAAGCCGGACAACCGAUCGGAUCUGUGGCGGUUGAUUGAGGACUUUUCCAGCGACUAUAAGCGCCACUUUAACCAUGCUGUCCUGAAGCGCGGUGUUUGCAUCCAUCGCUGCCAGCAAACCCUGGAAAGUCUCACUCCGACGGUGCGCGGUUCACUCCUUGUGGACGAGUUCCCAAUUAACACAAAGUACAAGUUUGAUGAAAGAAUCUUCCGCAACUCGGCGGCCGAUCGUGCCAAGUACGACGAUAUGGUAGAGGUUUGCAUCAACAAGCAGCUCAACGAAACGUACGGUUUGUUGGCCCACGCUGAGGUGCAAUCCUGCGAUACUUCGUCCAGCGAGAUAGAGCUCGACGCGCUGGACUACUCGUUUGUGGCCAUCUUCUCUCUGCUGACACUGCUGGUCGUGGUGUCCUCUUGGUACGACGGGUCGAUCAACUACAAACAGCACCCGAGCCACUACCAGCAGGAGCUGGAUAGCAAACGCAAGAUGGUUUGGGCAGCUUUCUCGAUCCAGCGUAACUGGUACCGGUUGACCUCUCGGUCGCACGAUGAAACCCACAAAAAGUUGCGCUUUUUCCAAGCGCUACGCUUCCUUACGAUGAUGCUGGUCAUUUUCGGGCACGCCGUCCUGUUGUUGGUCGUCUCCCCGACGACCCAUGUGGAAAAGUUCGAAAAGAUGUUUCACAACGUAGCCAGCAUGAUUCUCACGAAUGGCGUUCAAAUCACGCAAGUGUUUCUUGCGAUGAGUGGCACACUGUUGGCGGUGCAGUUUCUUGCGGUGGCGGAAAAGCGCCACGGCCAGAUCAGCGUCCUGUACGUCCCGAUCGCGAUCGUGUAUCGGUACAUCCGGUUGACUCCUGUGUACGCGUUCGUGAUGCUGUUCCACGCGACCUGGCUACUGAAGCUACAGACGGGACCCCUUUGGCGGUGGGGCGCUGAAACGGAACAGUUCUUUUGCCGUCAUCAUUGGUGGACCAAUCUGCUUUACGUGAACAAUUACGUGCAUGCCGAUCAGCCGUGCGUUCAGCAGGGAUGGUACCUGGCGGCAGAGUUCCAGAUCUUCAUCGUGGCCAUGGUGGUACUGGUUGCGAUCGUUAAGUUUCCUCGCCUGAAGAUCGCCAUCCUAGUGCUGGUCAUGGUGGUGGCAUACCUAAUUCCGGCUGCCUUCAUCUACUAUCAGAAGCUCGACGGGACGUUCGUUGUUACGCUAGAAGCCCAACGGUAUGUCCUGUGGCACGAUGAGAACUACCUGAAGUCCUACAUCCCGUCGCACGUCAACUUUGGCAACUACAUGCUCGGCGUGCUGACGGGGGUUAUUUAUCUGGAGCUGCAGAAACGCUCGAUCAAUCUGGCCGAUAGCAAAGUGUUCCGGGCCGUGUGGUACCUCAACAUCCCGUUCAGCCUGCUGACGUUGCUACCGUCGUACGUGUUCUACGUGCAGGAGUUUGAAAAACCUUCCCUCUGGAUGGCGAUCUAUUUUGUGGUGUCAAAGAACCUCAUCGGCAUCGAGCUCGGCGUGCUGUUUCUAGGAAUGAUCUACGGCGUUAGCCGGACGACACAGCGUGUGCUAAACUAUCGGUUCUUUGAGCCCCUGGGGCGGCUGGCGUACGGUGCGUACCUUAGCCACCCUCUCGUAAUGCGCUACAUGUACGUCAGUGCCCGUGGCCCGGUGUAUUACAGUGACUUGCUGACGGUUACCAUGUGGUUCGGUUCGGUGGUGAUGUCGUGUGUGGUGGGCUUACUGUUGUGCUUCUUAAUUGAGCUGCCCACCACUUCGUUACAAAAUCAUCUCUUCGGAGGACUGAUGGGUCGAAAAAAACACAACCGUGUCGAUCCGGAAGCAGCAACGAAUGGUGGCGAAACUCCGAUCGCAUCAGGACUAGAGGCAAAGAAAACAGAUCUGUAG